CCUUGCCCAGCCCCAUUCCUGCAACCUCCACCCUGGGGCAGUGGCCCUUGUGGGGAGAAGAGGAGGGGCAGGGAGAGGAAAAGCCAGUUCCUGUCUCUGCCUGGUGCCCGUGCUGCUGGAGGGAUGCGCUGCCCUGGGGACAGGGCUGGGGGGGGUCCCCCAAAGUGGCUCCUUUGAUUCUGUUCUUUGGCUGCACAAUUUCAUUCUUUUCAGUUCUUUAUAAAGUGCUGAAAUUACCAGACUGACCUUGCAUCUGAGCCAGCCUGGCAGUGCCUAUGUUCAUCUACAGGGUAGAAAGUCUCUGUCCAGAGUGAAAAAGUGUUAUCAACUUUUGAACUAAUUCGGUAGCAGAAGGAUUUAGGCUGCAGGUGAUGGGAUGGUGAGGGAGACCGAGGAAGAGAACCCUCAGCUGGGAGUCCUGAGCAGGUGGAACCACACAGGACGGAUUGGGAAGAUCCAAGGUGAAUGUUUCCCAGUGACCAGGGAUGGAAAAAACUUGUAAGACUCAGUCCAGGCAACAGGGAAAAGAGCCAGGGCCGAGACAGGGUGAACCAGCUCACCGGAGCAGAGGGGUUGGAAAAAUCAAAGAAACUUCUCAGUUGACAAUCCCCACUGGAGAGAGACCCAAUAUGUUUGGUGACUCUGGGAAAAGCUUCCCUGAGAGUUCAGCCCAUAUUACUCCACAGACAAUCCUCAUGGGGAAAAAACCCUAUAGAUGUGCUGAGUGCGGGAAAAGCUUCUCUCAGAGUACUACGCUCAUUAACCAUCAGAGAAUCCACACUGGAGAAACACCCUAUACGUGUCUGAUCUGUGGGAAAAGCUUCCGAUACAGUUCAGUCCUUGCUACACAUCAGAGAAAACACACUGGAGAGAAACCUUAUAAAUGUCCUGAUUGUCAAAAAACAUUCAGUGGCAAUGGAAACUUUUACAGGCAUCGGAAGACGCAUACAGGAGAGAAGCCCUUCAAAUGCACUGAGUGUGGGAAAAGCUUCAGAGAGGGGUACCACCUUGUUUCACAUCAGAGAAUGCACACGGGAGAGAGACCCUAUGGAUGCCCUGAGUGUGGGAAACACUUCUCUGACACUGCUGGACUCGUUAUCCAUCAGAGAAUCCACACAGGAGAGAAGCCGUAUACAUGCCCCAAGUGUGGGAUCAGCUUUGUUCAGCCCUCACAACUUGUUAGACACCUGAGAAUCCACACAGGAGAAAAGCCCUAUAAAUGCCUGACCUGUGGGAAAAGCUUCAGUGAUAGAUCACUUUUAAAUCAACACCAGAGAAUCCAUACAGGAGAAAAACCCUAUACAUGUCUGACCUGUGGGAAAAGCUUCCGAUACGGUUCAGCUUUUACCACACAUCAGAGAAAACACACUGGAGAGAAACCUUAUAAAUGUCCUGAGUGCGGGAAAAGCUUCAGUAACAUCACGACCUUUAAUGGGCAUCGGAAGAUACACACAGGAGAGAAACCCUUCAAAUGCUGUGAUUGUGGGAAAAGCUUCAGAAGGUGCCCAGACCUUAAUAUACAUCAGAGAACACACACAGGUGAGAAACCCUAUAAAUGCCUGACAUGUGAGAAAACAUACCGGUGUAGCUCACACCUUUCUAAACAUCAGAGAAUCCAUACAGGCAAGAAACCUUUGAAGUGCCCUGACUAGAGAAGGGCCAAGUGAAUAACGUCUUUGCCAAUUCUCGUGAACCUCGGAGCGUCGGGCGAGGCUGGAGUGGCUAUGUAAUGGGGAUAUGCAAUGGUGAUAAAGCAGAGAAUAAAAUCACACUCCUGGAACAGAGUUGGAUAGAGCAAGAGGCUGGGAUAAAGUUCCCACAUUGUGAUGGGAUUUGAUUAUGAUUUUUCAAGACGCUUUGAAUAUCCUCUGAUCAACUCCUGCAUUUAAGUUAAUUCCUCACAAUUUGUCAGUUCAGGCCAUAGUCUAGGAGCAGGUUGGAUUUCUCAUUGACACUAAGCUCUCAUAUAGCAGGAUCUGCAAGUAAUGGUCUCUAUCAUCUCCCCUUGGCUAGAAGAUGCUGUUCCUUCCUGGCAGAUAAAAAUCCAGUUACUUACAGCUUUGUCACUCCUCAGCAGGGCUGCAGCAAUGUGAUCUGCCUGGCUAUGAAACCAUCGGUGCCGGGGGAGCUAGUACAGAAUGCUGCAGUGCAUCUUCUCUGCAACACAAACUCCUGUGAGCAUAUCACGCCUGUCCUCCACUCCCUGCAUGGCCUGCCCACCAAAUAUCAAAUUGUGUGCAAGAUCUUGGUCCUUAUCUUCCAGGUGCUCCAUGGCCUGGGCUCGGGUUAUUUAAAACGCUUCCUAAAGCUCUGUGAAGAAGACCGUAGAUGGCAACUUUGCAACUCUAAGACAUUGAAACUGUCCAAAAUAAAGGUAAAGUUUAUUUGUGCAGAGACAAAACUGCCUUGAUGGAAAGACUCGGAAAGUGGAAUGAACUCCCCCAGGAGCUAAAGACCAUCACCAACCUGACCACUUUCUGCUCCCGAUGUAAGCCACAUUUCUUUGACUUUGCCUUCUGUAGUAUAAAUAUAUAUCCGCACAUAUACUUACUGCCACAAACAAAAGCUACCAUAACAGAACUCUUCACUGCACAACUUCUCCCCCAGGAAAUGAUGAGAGAAUGAACAUAUGACAGAAGGUUGCUUACUGCACUACUGAAAGGUGCUCACAUGCUGUAGGGAUGAGCCUGGUGUAAGCAUCCACACAGAACAGAAUUCUGCUGCCAUGCAGCUACAGUCUUAUUCUCUGUAAUUUAGCAUCACAGACUCAUCGAGGAUUAGGGCUGAAGAGACCUUAGGAGGUAUCUAGUCCAAGUUCCAGUGUUCCCUCUAAUUUUCCUCACUCAUGUGCGGAAUGAAUCUUGUUUUGUGACACCAACAUGGAGGUGAUGUGUGACAGAUCACCUCCAUAUGGGUGCACAUACAGGCGCCAACUUUCGCUGGCACCGGUGGGUGCUCACGCGCUCCGCCCCCUCCCUGCCCCAUUGGAUCCCUCCCCAAAUCCCUGCCUGGCCCUGCCUCUUCCCCAAGCGCACCGCAUUCCUCCUCCUCCCUCCCAGCACUUGCGUCGCGAAACAGCUGUUUCCCGGCGCAAGCGUUGGGAGGGUGUGGGGAGAAGCAGGAUGCGGCGGCCCUCUCAGGGGAGGAGGCGGAGGUGAGCUGUGGUGGGAAAGGUUGGGGAGCUGCCGGUGGGUGCUCCACACCCACCAAUUUUUCCCCGUUGGUGCUCCAGCCCCGGAGCGCCCAUGGAGACGGCACCUAUGGGUGCACUUUUCAAAAUUAAUGGGGUGGGGCUGAGGGGUUUAUUUGGUGUGUGGGAGGGGACUCCAGGCUAGGACAGAGGGUUGGAGUGUGGGGGUGAGGGCUCUGGCUGGGAGUCAGGGCUCUGGGAUAGGGCUGGGGAUGAGGGAUUUAGGGUGCAGGAGGGGGGCUCAGGGCUGGGGCAGAGGGUUGGUGUGAGGUGAAGGCUCUGGCUGUAACAAAAAUUAUAUAACUACACCAGCCAGAUGAGAUUUACCACAAACUAUAAACUAUUCAGCCCCAGUUUCAGAAUAUGAGUUAAAUUGUCUUGCUUUCAGACCCUAUUUGUAUA
Dermochelys coriacea (leatherback sea turtle) is the source of this 3592-nucleotide messenger RNA. RefSeq names its product zinc finger protein 239-like. Lineage: Eukaryota; Metazoa; Chordata; Testudines; Dermochelyidae. The record is from RefSeq and is a predicted model, not a curated record. Gene Ontology annotation, biological process: negative regulation of transcription by RNA polymerase II. The coding region runs from base 486 to 1652 and encodes 388 amino acids. The transcript has 2 exons. Gene Ontology annotation, molecular function: DNA-binding transcription repressor activity, RNA polymerase II-specific.